AUGUCUAGCGCACAUAAAAGCAAGAAAGCAUCAAGUGCAAAGAAGCAAGCUAAAAGAGUUCACGAGGCUGAUAUGGAGUUAAGGAAAAAGAGGAAGGUACUGAAGACAAAUGUUGCAAAAGAGUUGGUAACGAGUAUAGUUGACAGGACAACAGAGGAGGAGGCCUCCUCUGCAUAUGAUGCGCAAAAUGAUAAAUCCACUUCAAAGCGUGACCUGCGGUUUAAUUUCUCUAACAUUAUCAAUCAACAGCCAUUCUUUUCCCAUCCCUCGCAUCCUACAAUUGAUCUUCACAGUGAAAUGAAGUUACAGCGUCAAAGAAGACUGGUCGAACUUGACAUGCUUAGAGAGAAGGAGCUUGACGACACAAAGGACGAUGAUGAAACAGGAUCUGACGAUGACUUGCUAAGUUUCCCUUCAUCGGAAGAUGAGGAUCUCAUGGAUUCCAAGCUUCCAAAGCUUCACGAAUUAAAGACUUUUGGAAGUGAUUAUAAUUCAUGCAUUUCAGGGCUGGAAUCCUUAACCACCGGCUUGGAGCAGGUUGAUCAGCUAAUCAGACAGCUGAACGAUCACAAUGCGGAACUGGACGUUCUGAAUAUCCACGAACAAAGCAUCCUAAAAUCGUUCGAGUAUGAAUCAGAUGUCAAGCUCAAAGAGCGCAAUCUUUCUAAGAUGCCUUGUGUAACAGGGGAAUUUACAAAACAAAGUAAUUGUCAACUCAUAUCUGAGACUUCCACCUUUCGUUCGCUUUCGAACGAGAAUCAAAAUGCACUGUGGCCACCUGAAAUCAGAGAUAAGUCUCAAACGCUGGAACCUUAUGAAACAUCUGACGUUCCAUUUGACGAGUUUUUGAAUUUAGGUGAAGACAGCUGCACAACCAGCGAUAUGGAUAAUGAACGUCUGACUUCGUCUUCUCCAAAUAAUGCAAUUGACCAUUCGGGCACAUUGUCUCGCAGAAGGAAAUUUGAAUACCGCUACAGCCACGAUAAAAUCAAUCUAGCCUUGGUUGAUAAUUUGAGUUGCCAAGCAGACAUUAGACGAAAAAACAAAAAGGGUCCAUUAAAUAAGAGCGCGCUUUUUUACGGGAAUCAUUGCGAGAUGAUAAUCAAUGACUCCCUUUUCCAAUUAAAUGAUUUUGUGAUUUAG
Ogataea angusta is the source of this 1143-nucleotide messenger RNA. RefSeq lists its product as uncharacterized. The transcript has a single exon. NCBI's taxonomy places the organism in Eukaryota, Fungi, Ascomycota, Pichiomycetes, Pichiales, Pichiaceae. The record is from RefSeq and is a predicted model, not a curated record. The coding region runs from base 1 to 1143 and encodes 380 amino acids.